Cajanus cajan (pigeon pea) is the source of this 3399-nucleotide messenger RNA. RefSeq names its product Double Clp-N motif-containing P-loop nucleoside triphosphate hydrolases superfamily protein. The record is from RefSeq and is a predicted model, not a curated record. Lineage: Eukaryota; Viridiplantae; Streptophyta; Magnoliopsida; Fabales; Fabaceae.
GAGAGAGAGGGAGCAAAGCUGAGUUGCCUUUGAUACUGGUGCAUUAGUCCUGCUUGUCAGCACAUGCAAUCCACUUUCUACAACAAAAUCGACUUUGGACCCCAAAUUUACCUCACCCACAAGAAAAGCACACCCACCUCCCAUAAAUUUCAUACCAUCCUCUUCCUCGUCCUCUCCCUUUCUCGUUUUCUCAUCCCCUCCCUCUUUGUCUUUUAGAUCAAACCACUCUCUCAUUUCUUCCUCAAUAUUCCCCACUCAAGUGCACAAACACAACCAAGUCUCAUGGAACACCAUACCAAAUCUCUCAUCCAUUUAUAUUAUCAUCACAUUAGCUAACUACACAUAUCCCUCAAAACCUAGCUUCCAAACCAACACCUUGGUUCAAAUUAACACCACCACCACCACUAUACCACCUUUCUACCCUAGAUGCCAACAACAAAGCCAUGAUCAAACUCAUUUUAAAAAAUAGUUUAUCACUAUUGUUUUAGUCGCAACGUCUAGGUUUUUGAAGUCUCUAGUUACAUCAGUCGUAUUUGUCUGCAAUUUCUCACGACAUCAAGGAUCGUGGCGAGAUUACAACAUCGCGAUCGCAAUUUAAAACCUUGUUGAGUACUAAUUCUGCAUCCCCUAAGAUGAGAACAGGAAGCUGCGCCGUGCAACAGGGUCUAACCCCAGAAGCUGCGAGCAUAGUGAAGCAAGCAGUGACACUUGCGAAGCGUCGUGGCCACGCGCAAGUGACACCCCUCCACGUGGCAAACACCAUGCUCUCUAUCACAAACGGGCUUCUGAGAACCGCGUGUCUCCAAUCCCACUCUCACCCUCUUCAGUGCAAGGCCUUGGAGCUUUGCUUCAACGUUGCGCUGAAUCGCUUACCAGCUUCAACUUCUUCGAGUCCCAUGUUGCAGGGCUCUCACCACCACCACUCUCACUCGUGUCCCUCUAUCUCAAACGCUUUGGUGGCUGCGUUCAAACGCGCUCAAGCGCACCAACGACGUGGAUCCAUCGAGAAUCAGCAACAACCUCUCUUGGCAGUGAAGAUAGAGCUCGAGCAACUCAUUAUUUCGAUCUUGGAUGACCCUAGUGUUAGCAGGGUCAUGCGAGAGGCUGGAUUCACCAGCACUCAGGUGAAAAGCAACGUUGAACAAGCGGUUUCUUUGGAAAUAUGUUCGCAGAAUAAUGGUAGUAAUAUUAAGGCAAAGGAAAACAAUAGUGGUGGAGAGAAAGGGUUGGUGUUGGAUGCCAUUAGGGGUGAGGAUGUUGCUAGUGUUAUUGAUAAUUUGGGGAGUGAGAGAAAGAAAAGUGUUGUGAUUGUGGGAGAGUGUGUUACUAGUCUUGAGGGUGUAGUUAGAGGAGUGAUGGAAAAGGUUGACAAAGGGGAUGUUGGUGAGUGUCUUAGGGGAGUCAAGUUCAUCUCUCUUUCUCUUUCUUCUUUUGCAAGUGUUUCCAGAGUGGAGGUUGAGCAAAAGGUGGAGGAGCUUAGGGGUCUUGUGAAGGCAAGUGAACAUAGCAAAGGGUAUGUUUUAUAUUUGGGGGAUCUCAAAUGGGUGUUUGAUUUUAGGGCUCGUGGAUCGCAAGGGAGAGCGUGUUACUGUCCUGUGGAUCACAUGGUGGUGGAGAUUGGGAAGAUGGUGAGUGGAGUUGAAGAGAAUGGUGGAAGGUUUUGGGUGAUGGGUGUUGCAACUUUUCAAGCUUACAUGAGAUGCAAAAAUGGCCAUCCAUCGUUGGAAACUCUUUGGGGUCUCCAUCCUAUUACUAUUCCUGCAGGAAGCUUGCGCUUGAGUCUCAUCACUGACAGUGGUCUACAACACCAGCCCACAAACAAGAAAGCUGACAACAGAACUAGCUGGCUCUUACUCGAAGGAGUGGGGGAUGAUCACAAACAACAACCUUGCUUCGCGGAACCUUCUACCAAGAAUGAGACCGAAGUUCGAAGCUUGCAAAGCAGUACUUGUAAUAGUGACUCCUCAAGUCCAACCCUCCCUGCAUGGCUCCAACAGUACAAAAAUGAGAAUAAAGGAAUCACCUAUAAUGAUCAGAACUGUGUUCCAGUGGGAGAGCUUUGCAAAAAGUGGAAUCCAAUGUGUUGUUCAAUCCAAAAGCAACCUUAUCCUUCGGAAAAAACCCUCACAUUAUCUUCGGUUUCACCCUCUUCAUCAACCUCAGGCUUCUCAUACGAACAUCAACACCCUAAUGUGCACCAAACCCAUCAAGAGUGGCACGUGGCAGAACCCAAAGACUCAUUGAGCAACCACCAUUUCUGGAACACUAGCAAUGGUUGCAACCCCAACGAACCCACUUUGAGAGUGUACAUUCCAGAAAACAAUGAAACCACUAAGCAACCAUUCUCAUCAUCACCCAACCCAAGUUCCAACCCUAAUUCCGCUUCUUCCAGUGACGUCAUGGAAGUGGAGCACGUGUGCAAGUUCAAAGAGCUAAGCUCAGAGAACCUGAAAACACUGUGCAACGCUUUGGAGAAAAAAGUGCCGUGGCAGAAAGAUAUAAUACCAGAAAUCGCAACCACCGUUUUGCAAUGCCGUUCUGGUAUAGUGAGAAGAAAAGGGAAAGUGCGAAACAGUGAAGUGAAAGAAGAAACGUGGUUGUUUUUCCAAGGUGUUGACGUGGAAGCCAAAGAGAAAAUAGCACGAGAACUGGCUCGGCUUGUUUUCGGGUCCCACAACGACGUCGUUUCCGUUGCACUUAGCAGUUUCGCGUCAACAAGAGCGGAUUCAACUGAGGAUUGUAGCAGGAACAAAAGAUCAAGAGAAGAAACAAGUUGCAGUUACAUUGAGAGGUUCGCUGAAGCUAUCUCUUGUAACCCUCAUAGGGUUUUUCUCGUUGAAGAUAUAGAGCAAGCGGAUUAUUGUUCUCAAAUUGGUUUCAAAAGGGCCAUUGAGAGAGGAAGAGUUGUGGAUUCAAACCGUGAAGAGGUUUCGCUUUGUGACGCAAUCAUCAUUCUGAGCUGCGAAAGCUUCAGUUCAAGGUCAAGGGCUUGUUCUCCUUCGGUCAAACAAAAAUCGUUGACCGAAGACAAUGUUGCUACUUUGGAGGAGACAAGCCCUUGUGUUUCUUUGGAUUUGAAUAUUUCCAUUGAUGAUGAAAACGAGGUUGAGGAUCGCUCAGUGGAUGAAAUCGGGCUUCUUGAAUCCGUAGACAGAAAGAUUAUCUUCAACUAUCAGGAAUUGUGAGGAAAAGAAUUUCAGGAAAACUUUUUUUUUUCUUUUUUUCUUUUUUUCUUUUUAGUUUAGGCUUCUUUUAAUUCUCUUUAUUCAUCAUGUCUUUGUAUUCUCAGGCAUUUCCUAGGGCUAGGGAUGAAAGAAAUUAAUUGCGUGCCCUUUAAUUUUAUUUUGUAACUAGAUAUGUAUAUUAUUACCAAGUAUAUCUAACUAUAUAUCUCUGUUA